Messenger RNA from Hemicordylus capensis (graceful crag lizard), 5213 nucleotides. RefSeq names its product NACHT and WD repeat domain containing 1 (gene NWD1). The transcript is spliced from 18 exons. The coding region runs from base 1 to 4758 and encodes 1585 amino acids. Gene Ontology annotation, molecular function: protein binding. The record is from RefSeq and is a predicted model, not a curated record. NCBI's taxonomy places the organism in Eukaryota, Metazoa, Chordata, Lepidosauria, Squamata, Cordylidae.
AUGGCGGCAGAGAGGGGUGCCCUGAUGGAGGCCGCCUACCCAGAGCUGCAGGCCUUCUGCCAGAAGCAUGGCUUGAUGUUUGAGGUGAUUGAUCUGCGAUGGGGCAUCCAUGACGGAAUGGGCACUAGCCACGCGCCCACAGAGCUCUUCCUAGAGGAGAUCAGACGCUGCCAGAAGCUAUCAGUCGGCCCCAGUUUCAUUGCCCUGCUUGGAAGCCACUACGGCCCUUGUCCUGCCCCGCAGGCCAUCCCGGAAGGGGAAUUCGAGGCCCUCCGGUCCCAGCUCCGGGGCGAGCCCCACGCCCUGCAGCUCCUGGCCCGGUGGUACCUGAAGGAUGAGAACUCCACCCCGCCCGUGUACACCCGGCAGCGUUUGGCCCAGGCCAGCCCGGCCCGGGAGCGCAGCGUGGUCUUGGCCCUGCGGAGGGCAGCCCAGCGAGCCGAGCAGCAGGGCUCCCUCAGCCAGGAGCAGCGGCUGCGUUACCACAAGUCCGAGACACAGGCGGAAAUCGAGGCCGGCCUCUUCGGCGCUGGGGGGCCCGGGGCCCUCAGUGCCGCCACCGUCUUCUUCAGAGAGGCCGAGGGCCCGGACGGAGGGCGCUCCCCGCUGGGAGGGGAAGAGGAGGCUGCCGGUCCCCUGGACGCUGGAGAGCAGCGGAUGCUGGCAGACCUCAAGACCAAAAUCGCCACCCUCUGUCCUGAGCAGCUGCGGGUGCACCGGGUGCCCCCCAGCCCGGCCCUCCGCGGCCCCCGGCACAAGCCGCAGCCCAGGCACCUGAAGGAGCUGGGCCAGCAGGUCGUGGCGGCCACCAGCCACCACGUGCUGCAGCGCCUGAGGGCCCCCGGGGGCCGCCUGGGCCAGCCGCGCUGGCUCUUCCAGGAGCUGGCGCACCACGGGGCCCUGGGCCGGGAGCGGGCCCCGGCGUCCUGCUGGAGGCAGGGCCUGCUGGCUGGCAUCUGCCGGCACGUCCAGCAGGCCGACCGCCGCAGCCACCCGCCGCUGGUGGUCUGCGGGCCGCCCGGCUGCGGCAAGACGGCCCUGCUGUGCCGGCUGGGCGAGGCGGUGCGGGCCGCCCUGGGCCGGGAGACGGUGGUGGCCCUGCGGCUGCUGGGCACCUCGCCGCUCAGCUCCCGCUGGGACAGCCUGCUCCGAGGCCUCUGCCUCCAGCUGUCGCUGGCCCUGGGCUGGCCCCUCCCCGGCGCCCAGGGGCCCGGCAGCGGGGCCCUGCUCUUCCACCGCCUGCUGCUCUCUGCCCCCCGCCAGGGUGCCCACCCCUCCCUGGUGCUGAUCCUGGACUCCCUGGAGCGGCUGCAGGGGGCCGGGGGGGCCGGCCGGGGGGCCCCCUCCUGGCUGCCCAAGCGCCUCCCCCCCCAGGUGCACCUCGUCAUCUCCACCACCGAGCAGAGCGUGGCGGAGGCCCUGGGGGAGCCCCUGGGGAUGCCACCCCUCUCUCCAGAGCAGGCCCAGGAGGCGCUGGCCGGGCAGCUGGCCUCCGCAGGGCGGGCCCUGGGGCCGGGCCAGCGGGCUUGGUGCCAGCAGAGCUUCUCCCGGGGUGGGCAGGCCCUGCCGGUGGCCCUGGCCCUCCGGGAGGCCCAGCAGUGGGCUUCCUACACCCCACUGCCCGCACCGGGGCUCCUGCCCACAGCCCGGGAGGCAGCACAUCGUCUCUGUCGGGGGCUGGAGCAGGCCCACGGCGCCGUCCUGGUGGGGCAUGCCCUGGGCUACCUCGCCUGCGCCCGACACGGGCUCUCAGAAGCGGAGCUGAAAGACAUCCUGUCCCUGGACAACGAGGUCCUGGCUGAGCUCUACCGAGGAGGACGCCACCCGCCUCCCAACCAGGGGCUCCUGCGCCUGCCACCCUUGCUGUGGGCCCAGCUGCACCGCGACUUGGCCCCGUGGCUGGAGCCCAGGUGGGCGGAUGGCUUCCUGCUGAUGGGCUUCCGCCACAGGGAGUUCGCCUCCGUGGUGCAAGAGCGCUACCUGCCGGGGCCGGAGGAGAGGCUCCAGCGCCACCUGCUCCUGGCCGACUUCUUCAGGGGGACGUGGAGCUGGGGCAUGAAGAAGCCGGUGGGGCUGCCCUCUGCCAGCAAGCCUGUGAGCCUUGAUCGGAAGGUGACUCCUCAGCCUCUGUGGCUCUCCAGGACGCUUGCGAACCAGAGGAAGCUGAGCGAACUGCCCUUCCACCUGCUGCAGGCCGGGCGGACAGAGGAGCUGCAACGGGAUGUCUGGGGGAACAUGGACUGGACCGCCUGCAGGGUCGUCGCCACUGGUGUGGGGAGCCUGGUCUCCGACUUGGAGAUGUGCCUGGUGGGGCUCAGCAGUCCAGAGCUGGGGCUUCUGCGGGACGCCCUCCUGCUCCUGCCGCCGGCCCUGGAGCCGGGCCCCGAGGACGAGGACGAGGACGGCCUCGAAGGACUCCGCGUGGUGGUCUACACAGAGAUGCUGGCCCGGCUCAGCCCCCUGGCUCCUUCCCACCCCGGCCUCAUCGGGGCGCUGUGCCAGCAGUGCCAGGACUGGUUCGCUGCCCUGCCCCAUCCGGUCCUCGUCCCUCUCUGUGGGUUCCUCUACCCACCUGGCGGGCCUCUGCGGAGGACACUGGCGGGAGCCCCCACAGGCACCACCGUGCUGGAGCUCAGCCCAGACCAGCGAGUGCUCCUGGCCGGCUCUCCGUGUGGCCUGCUGGUCGUGUGGGACGUGGGGGGUUGGGCCGUGCGCCACAUCCUGACUGGCCACUCGGCGGAGGUGAGGUGUGUGAGAGUGUUUGGGAAGGGGACGCGGGCAGCUUCCGUCGCCUUGGACCACACCCUGCGCCUCUGGAGCCUGGUUUCCGGCAGGCAGGAACGCGCCAUCCCCGACGUGCAGGCGGGAGAGCAGAACUGGUGCCAGCUGCAUGUGGACGAGAGGCAGAGGACGGUCUACUGGGCCUCCGGUUCAGAGGUCAAGGCCUGGAGUCUGGAGACAGGAGUGCCGGCUUUCCAGAUCCCCGCAGAGCCCGCAGGCGGGGGGCUGUGUGCAGCCGUGUUCGUGCCCAGGCUGGUGGCCAUGACUCUGUCGGAGAGGGGGACCCUCUGCCUCUGGGACAGUCUCGGCGGGCAGCUGCAUUCGAAGCAGGCACUCCCCGGGCUGGGGGAAGAGAGCGUGGCUUGCGGUGUGCUGCUGCAGGAGCGGGGCCGGAUGGUGGCUGGCUUCAGCCAAGGCUCGCUCUUAACGAUUUCCUCGGAUGGAAACAGCCAGUUGGAGAAGCUCCCUGCGGGCAUCUGCUGCAUGGCACUCUCAGAAGACGAGUCUCUCCUUGCCACAGGAUUUGGGCAGCACGUGAGAGUUUUCCUGGCUGACUUGGCAGGAUUGCACCCAUUCCUGGCCACAGACUUGAUGCACGACGGGCAGGUUCAUGCAGCUGCCAUCUCUGCUGACAACACCACCCUCUGUACGAGCUCAGAUGGUGACUGUAUCUGGGUAUGGAGUCUGACCCAGCAGGGUUUACUGACAGAUGUUUUGGGGGACACGGGGGUCCCCGUCACUCACUUGGCCCUCUGCAGUGACAACAGCACCCUCGUGUCAGCCUCCCGCCACGCACCUGUGCUCAGAGUCUGGGAUCUCGGCCACGACUGCCAGCCCAGACCGCUGCCCUCUUCUGCGGCCUGCGUGGGGUGCGUGGCGCUCUCCCGUGAUGCCAGAUACGUCUGCUUCCCCCAAGCCAGGGACUGCUGCAACGUGGUCAUCUGGGACUCUGUGGAAGGUGAGGCGUGCGAUGUGCUGGACACCUCGGCCCCGGUGCGGUGCCUGGAGGUGGCUGAGCAAAGGAACCUCCUCUUUGUCGGCCUGGCCUCCGGGACCCUGCUGGUGUUCCCUCUGGACUCCCGGCAAGACGUGGGCUGCGUCCCGCCGGCAGAGCACCGGAAGCCCCCCUGCAGCCUGGCGCUGACCCGGGACGAGGCCCAGCUGGCCGUGGCCUGUGACGACUGGGUGCAGGUGCUGGAGGUGGGCCUGGGGGAGCCGGCCCCCCUGCUCGGCCAGCCCGCCUACACCUUCUACACCCAGAUCCCCGGGGCAGCCAUCUCCUGCCUGGCCCUCCUGGCCGGCUACCGGGUGCUCUACGGGAUGACCAGCGGGGAGCUCUUCCUGUACAGCUGCCCCCAGGCCCAGGUCUUCCCUCUGGAAGCCCACAGCAGCGGCGGCGGCGGCAGCAGCAUCACCUGCCUCGCCACCAGCCACGGGGAGAAGUGGGCCGCGAGUGGCUCCGCCGACGCGUGGCGCUGCCUCUGGGACGUGGAGCUCUGCUGCUGGGAACACCAGAUGCUCUUCCGGAAGCAAGAUUCCUCCUCGCAAGGCGUCCUGUGUGCCUGCUUCUCAAAGGAUGACAGGUACCUCUUCACCGGCUCGCUGGACCAGUGCGUCACCGUGUGGGACGUUUCACAGGGUGAGCAAUCCCAGAUUGACGACGAUGUGCAAGCAUGGCUUGGAGCCUUGCUGGCGGUGCAGUUUGUGCACAUGAGUAUCACAAGGAUUGUGCCAACAGCAGAUGGCUUUGUGGCCACGACGAGACUGGGCUACCUCGUGCGAGAGAGGUUCCGCUGCCCGCAGCCCAUGGGCUUGCACUACGACCCUCUAGGUCACGUCAAAGCAACCUGCCAAGUGCGGUCUCGGAAGAAGGGAGGAGAGGAGCCCGGCGGGCAGCCUGGCCAUCAGAAACAGCACCCCCGGGACAGACGGGCCCAUCCCGCUAACAAGCUCUCGCAGGUUUGCAGGAUUGUGUGAAGGAGGGAAAGAAAGAAGCCGGGAGAGAGGAGUGGAUCCAGUGGAGACCCUGCCCUGCUCAGAGGGGCGUCUGGCUGCCGAGGGAGCUCUCCUUGGCUCUUUUGUUCCGCUUCUGGUCUUUUUAUCUUGUUGCUCACCGCCCUGGGGUCUUGCCACGGAGGGCAGCAGAGGCAUACAAACAAACAAACAGACAAACAAUACCACUGAAUAUUUUGCAACUCCUCACGGAGUCAGAGUGGCUGCUAUUGUUAUUGUUAUUGAAACCGAGAGAGGCUGUUUUUAAAGUGGCUGCUAUUGUUAGGACCUGUUGCUGGCAGGGAGGCUCCAGGCGACCAUUGAAAGCAAACCUGGAGAUUUUAAUGGUGCUGGGUAUCAGGGGUGUGUGUGUGUGUGUGUGUGUUUCAGGGAAGCAGGACAGAGCGGGCAGCACGAAAAACCAAAACCAAAGAAAAGAC